This is a messenger RNA of Planococcus citri (citrus mealybug), 2511 nucleotides long. Its product is annotated as zinc finger protein SNAI2-like. Gene Ontology annotation, biological process: regulation of DNA-templated transcription. Gene Ontology annotation, molecular function: DNA-binding transcription factor activity, RNA polymerase II-specific; RNA polymerase II cis-regulatory region sequence-specific DNA binding. The coding region runs from base 354 to 1709 and encodes 451 amino acids. NCBI's taxonomy places the organism in Eukaryota, Metazoa, Arthropoda, Insecta, Hemiptera, Pseudococcidae. The record is from RefSeq and is a predicted model, not a curated record. The transcript has 2 exons.
CAAUGCACCAAAUACCAACCAGAAGCUAAGCCAGACGCUAGACAGUGUUUAGUGUUUAGUCUUAAAACCUGUAGCAUGUUGUGAUGUUGUUCGUCAGUCGACUGUUGUUCUGUUAAUGUUCUCUACUCUGUUGUCGUCAAUUCGAGUUUUUAUAUUUUUCCAAGUUUCAUUCGAGUGUACUUAGUUACUUCGUGAGAACUACAAUAUUGUGAAUUGUUAUUUUUUUCAUCACAUGUUUUUCGAAUAUUUUUUUUAAAAACGAAUUUUAUCCGCUGAUCACAAUUUUCUUUUUCAUGUGUUUCGUUUAUUUUAAAAACUAUUUUUUCGUUUCAACGUUUUGAAUAAUUUUUUUUAUGGUUAAUUCAAUUAUGCGUAUAAGUGGUGAAGAAACUGUGACCAUGUCGAGGUCUUUUUUAAUGAAGAAAUAUAAUUAUAGUCAUUGCCCUUUGAAGAAGAGGCCGAUUCAAUACAUCAAAGAAGAAUUAAUCGAUGAUAAAGAUUUAUCAGACGACAAUUCAGAACCGGAAAACUUGAGCACGAAACCCGAAGACUUAUCGUGUAAAACGCUAACGCCACCUCCAGCCAUAGCUCUCGUCAGCGUGAAGAAAAUCGACGAAGAUGAACAAAACGGUAUCCCUCAUCCGGCAUUCAACUCCACCGAACGCGGCUUCGGCCAACACUUCCUUACCAAAUCCGGCUCUGGUGGCCCUCUCGAACCGCUCAAUCUGAACACAUCGGUUAACCACAGCCAUGACCAGCCACAGAAUCCAUCUUGGCCCAGAACCGUACCAGCCCACUAUCCACCUCAUUACAUCCCUCUGAACUACAUCUACCCUGCUCAGAGCGAAGUGCUGCCACCUUAUUACUAUUCGUCUCCGUCGCCGACACGUCUACCACACGAGCCCAUCUCACCUUACGAGCCAUGCGGGUCACCUACUCGUCACGCUUUUACACCAUUCCGAUCGCAUGUUCCUGUCAUCGCAGCGUUACCUCAUCCGCCCGAGUCUCGUCUUUACCUAACGCAGCCCGGAGAACACUCGCCACUCUCGCCCACCUCGACGUCUUCCUCAAACUCGUACCCUUCAUACUACCCAGACCCGUCGCCACCUCCGAUCAGCCCCGAAGACCUGUCAUCUCCAGGCAGCGUCGGCAGCAACGGUAACGACAGCAGUGGUUCCAGCAGCACUAGUUCCAAAAAGAAGAAAGAUUCCGCUCCCAGAUACAAAUGCUCGUUCUGUUCCAAAUCCUACUCCACGUACUCCGGUCUCUCCAAACACCAGCAAUUCCAUUGCACAGCCAACGAAGACGCCGCUUCCAAAAAGAAAUUCAAAUGCAAAUACUGCGACAAAGAGUACAACUCGCUGGGCGCAUUGAAAAUGCACAUCAGAACGCAUACGCUACCAUGUAAAUGUCAACUUUGCGGUAAAGCUUUCUCCAGACCUUGGCUGCUGCAAGGUCACAUCAGAACGCACACCGGAGAAAAACCAUUCUCGUGUCCGCAUUGUAAUCGAGCUUUUGCCGAUAGAUCAAACUUGAGAGCGCAUCUCCAAACGCAUUCCGACGUGAAAAAGUAUUCGUGUCCGACCUGCAGUAAAACCUUCUCGAGGAUGUCUCUGCUCAGCAAACACACCGAUGGAGGAUGUCCGGGCGUCUCAACCGGCGUCAUCCGAGUUACCGAAGAUAUCAAAUCGUUUUAUUUGAAUAACUAAGCAAGACCAAUAGCCCUCUGAUUAUUGCCCCCCCCUUAUUAUUCCAAAUUUGUGACUUAACACGUUAAAAUAAAAUGUCCGAUAGACGUUAAAAAUACAUACGACCAUAUCACAUAUGCGUAUAAUUAACUAAGUCGAUAAUUUUUCAUGCUUUAAUAUAUUUUAUUAUAAUUAUUAUAAAAUAAUUGUUUUUCCAAAAGACUGAAAUUUUUUUAUAUCGAAAUCAAAAACAUAUUUUCUGAAUCAAAUUUUUUUUGACAAUUUUUCUUUUUUAUUCAUCAUUUGAAAAUGCUAAGAAAACAAUUUUUUAAGUCACUAUUUUUUAUACUUAAUUUAUCAAUUUUUUUUUUAGGUGUUAUCGUGAAUGUAUUUGUGUUUUUUCUCUUUCUGUACAUACGAUCACUUUCUUUCUCUUCUGUUGUCUGUUUCUCUUUUUAUAUUGUAUAUAAUAUGUGGUAUUUUUUUAUUUUUUUUGCUAUUAUACUUGAUGUAUGUAUAAAUUUGGAACCACGAGGUUUUCUUUUUAAAAAACUAGUCAUGCCUUAGGCGCCAUAUUAUUUACCAUUAUGUACACAUUAUUAAAAUCGAUUCUCGAAUAAUGUAAAAUAACGAACAAAAAAUCUUCGAAUCAGUUACUACACAUUACAAAAAAAAAUUUUUAAGUGCCUUAUGUUGUACAGUAUUUAUUGUGUUCCGUUAGAUUUAUAAGUCUAUGAGAUUACGUUUUUUCUCUCUUUUUUUUAUAUAUUUACAUAUUUUUAUUUCUAUUAUAAAAUAAAUGUUUUUCUUUGAACAAUUAAAA